Messenger RNA from Nicotiana tabacum (common tobacco), 1335 nucleotides. The record is from RefSeq and is a predicted model, not a curated record. Lineage: Eukaryota; Viridiplantae; Streptophyta; Magnoliopsida; Solanales; Solanaceae.
UAGAAACCCAAUAAAAAUUAAUUUGUAUUAACCAAAACGUAAUAAAUAAUUCUUUUAAUGAAAAUUCUACAGUAUCACAGUAAGACUCGGAAGCAGAGUAAUACCAAAGAAGUUGCAUGCAAACUGUGGGGUCCACAAGCUGGUAUUUCCACUAUUUAUAGGUAACUGACUGGAAAAUUUCUAGUAGUAGCAGACGGUGAAACUUUCUAGUAGUCCACAAGCUGGUGUCCAGUUGGACAAUUGGGAACUGGAAUUAUGACUAUGCUGUUUGAGGUGCAUUGAACAUGAAGAUUCUGACAUAGAAGAUCUCUAUACCGAAGCGCAGGAAAUGCUGGCAUAUCUUCAGCAAAAAACAUACAGAGGCUCGUGGUCCAAAAGAAGUUAAGAAAGAAGUUUUAAGGAGAGAUUUCACUAUGGAGGAGCUUGAAGAAGAAAUGGCAUCCUUGGGAUUUGGGGGACCUAACAACCAUUUCAAAGAUAUCAUUUUGAGAUUAGUUCUCCCUCGUACCUUACCUCGGGAUUUAGCAAGAGAGAUAAGGGUCCAACCCAUAAAAGGCUGAAUCAUUCACGGGCCACCUGGAAUUGGAAAAACACUGGUUGCAAGACGCUUAUCCGAAAUUCUCAAUGCAAAAUUAAAGGCCGUGAGAGGGCCGGAGAUCAUAAGCACUCUCGUAGGAUCAGGUGAAAAGAAUCUGAGAGAUAUUUUUGCACCAUCAAUUAGAGAUUUAGAGCAAAUGGGUGAUGAAAGUCCUGUUCAUGUAAUCAUAUUUGAAGACAUCGAUGCGAUUGCAGGGGUUGAUGGCGUUAGGGAACAAACCAAUCUGUUGGUUGUGGGGACAACUAGUAGGAUUGAAUUGAUUGAUGACGGCUUGUUGAGACCAGGGAGAUUUGAAUUGCGCUUGCAAUUAGAUCUACCAGAUGAAGAUGCACAGCUGAAGAUCCUGCAAGUCAAAUCGAAAAGGAUGCAGAGAAGGAUCUUUUUCGAUACUGACAUAGACCUUUCAGCCAUAGCUUCUGCAACUGAAGGACUCAGCAUAGUCGAUGUUGAGGGUUUGUUACAGACGGCUUGGGAAAACGCAUUGUUUCGUGGUUUUCAAGGACAUAUGUCACGUCCUUAGUCUUAAACUAAGUGCACGUGCGGCACUUGACAACUCACUCACGAUCUUGCAUAACUUGCUCACGUUCUUGCUAUGCCAAGUCAGUCCUACUACACUCAUAAUCGCUAAGAAAUGUUAGAACACAUGAGAAUUGCCAAAGGAAGCUUUUGUAUUAGAGAGAACUUGAUUGUUUUGCUUGGUUCCUGAAUUACAAAUGAAUGCCCCCUAUUUAUACUAA